Tetrapisispora phaffii CBS 4417 is the source of this 600-nucleotide messenger RNA. It is a transcript of the gene ARL3, whose product is annotated as Arf family GTPase ARL3. Gene Ontology annotation, cellular component: Golgi apparatus. The transcript has a single exon. NCBI's taxonomy places the organism in Eukaryota, Fungi, Ascomycota, Saccharomycetes, Saccharomycetales, Saccharomycetaceae. Gene Ontology annotation, molecular function: GTP binding; GTPase activity. The record is from RefSeq and is a predicted model, not a curated record. Bases 1 to 600 code for a protein of 199 amino acids. Gene Ontology annotation, biological process: Golgi to plasma membrane protein transport; intracellular protein transport; protein localization to organelle.
AUGUUUCAUUUGGCAAAAGGGUUAUAUUCAAAUUGGAAUCGUAAAGAACAUUACUCAGUACUGAUUCUUGGCUUAGAUAAUGCAGGUAAAACUACCUUUUUGGAAACACUUAAAAAGCAAUACUCUCUAACCUCAAAGGAUUUGGAGAAAAUUGUUCCUACUGUUGGACAAAAUGUUGCACAAAUACCAAUGGCAGAUAACAAAUCUAUACUUAAGUUCUGGGAUGUUGGUGGUCAACAAAAUUUAAGAUCAAUGUGGCCAGAGUACUAUCCACAAAGUCAUGGUAUAAUAUUUGUUGUAGAUAGUACUGACAGACAACGUAUAAACGAAUGGAAGGAUGCAUUACAAUCUAUUAUUAUGGAUGAUGAAAUUGAAGGUAUUCCUGUUUUAAUGCUUGCAAAUAAGCAAGAUAGAGAAGAUACGAUGGAAAUUCAAGAUAUAAAACAAAUAUUUAACCAAAUUGCUGAGCAUUUAGGAGCAAGGGAUAGUCGUGUAUUACCAGUUAGUGCACUAACAGGCGACGGUGUAAAGGACGCAGCAGACUGGCUGGUUGUAAGAUUACAAAGAAAUAAGCAAAAUAGACCACCAAACUAUAAAUAA